Molecule: messenger RNA, 492 nt
Organism: Rasamsonia emersonii CBS 393.64
Lineage: Eukaryota; Fungi; Ascomycota; Eurotiomycetes; Eurotiales; Trichocomaceae
Exons: 6
Coding region: 1-492 (163 amino acids)
Source: RefSeq, a predicted model, not a curated record
AUGCGGGCUUUCCUUAACAUCCUCCUUCUCAUCCAAGCUGCUUUUCUGGCUUCUGCCAACCCUGCUCCUGCUCCUGUCGCCGACAUGAACUGUGCUGACUUGGCCGUGGAUUGCCACAAGUUUGCUGCCUGGUGUACUGAACCCAGGAUGAGUGAAUGGGCAAUAAAGAACUGCGCAAAGACUUGCCAAAUAUUGGAUUAUAUUAUCUGGAGACUGUCUUUGCGAAUGCCUGAUUGCCUGUUUUUGCUAACAGGAUCGUGGAUCGAGUAUACAAUUGCAGUACUGGAUGUAUUCCAUACUUGUGACGCACCAUGGACUUCCUAUGUGACUUGGGAAAGGGACAUUCAUGUGCCCGAAGGUCGAAGGUAUGGAUGUUGGAUUGCAUUGUCUGGUUCGGUCUCCAGCAGCAUCGACAAAAUCCAGCGCUGUCAACAUCCAGAAUACAUAACGAACGGCCAUCCAUCCACACAAUACCCUACUGAAUUGACUUGA